Messenger RNA from Larimichthys crocea (large yellow croaker), 3908 nucleotides. Its product is annotated as peroxisome proliferator-activated receptor gamma coactivator-related protein 1. Lineage: Eukaryota; Metazoa; Chordata; Actinopteri; Sciaenidae. Gene Ontology annotation, molecular function: transcription factor binding; RNA binding. Gene Ontology annotation, biological process: positive regulation of transcription by RNA polymerase II. Bases 108 to 3617 code for a protein of 1169 amino acids. Gene Ontology annotation, cellular component: nucleus. The transcript is spliced from 11 exons. The record is from RefSeq and is a predicted model, not a curated record.
GUCACUCUCGUCAAUCGAACCGUCGGUGUCGAUCUGAUCCCAGGUCGGUGUUCUCUGCGCGCUCCCAUGCGGUGACCACGUGUCUCUGUCCGGCCUGCCAGCGGACCAUGUGGAGCAGCAAGAUGGCGGCGCAGUGGAGGGGGAAAGACGGGGAUUUAAAUGCCGGCAACAGCGACUUUCUGACCCACAACGCACCCGAUGAGUUGGUCCUGAAUCAGCGUGAUGGGGAAAUGGACACACAGUCCUGCAUGGAUCACUCAAUCCUGGCCAUUUUUGAGGACUCCACUGUUGCAUCAGAGGAUAAGAGUGGAGGGGAGGAAGAGAGUGCGACCCUGCUGUCGGCCUUGACAGAGAUGUUGGACAGUGUGGAGGAUGACGAUGGGACUCUUUCUCCCUUUGACACCCUGCCGGACACCAAGCUCCUCACCCACCCAGAGUGCAGAGAUAACUCAGUGGAACUUUCAGUUGCUGACAGACUUAGACCGAGAUCCAAAUCACCAAACGUAACAUUCACAAUUAAGAUUGAUGGAGGAAAGGAAGACAAGAGUAAAAUAGAGAGAAAGAGCCCUCCACAGUUGUUCAAACAACAAAGUCAAACAUUGUUUCACUCCAGAAAGAAGAAAACAGAGGCUGAAGUCGAAGUCUUCACCUCAAGUUCUCUUGUCAACCUGGUGAGGCUCAUGCACCCCUACUGUAUGAAGCUGCAUGUGGAAGAGGAGGGGGAUAAACUAAGGAGAAAUGCCACUUUAUUCUCUCAGGAAGAGGUGUGGAAGUAUGAGAGACCCACUGAAGAGAGCGAUGAAGAGAUUAAUGUUGUGUCUGACGACGAGGUGACUUUGCAGGAGACAAAAGAGGAAGGAAAAGGAGAUAAAGUCAGUGAUAAUGGGAAACUCUUGAAGAGUGCAUUGCUUAAUGGAAACUCAUCCAAAGAUUCACCAUCCAGAGAGAAGAAAAGGGUGAGCUUUGGCCUUGUUCAAGUUGCGUCUUUUGAUGAAUCGGUGGAAGAGGGUUUUAACAAGAAAAACCUAACAAGUAGAACUGUGUCAGCUCUACUGAACAACACAAAAGCACUUGAAAGUCCAGCUGGCUCAGCACUUGAACCCCAAACACCGUCCUCAGAGAUGAACAGUAACAAAGAUGAGGUUCAGCCAGCGAAAGGUGAGACAAAGGCCAAAUCACUCAGCCUCCAACAGUACAGACAGAUGCGCCAAAAGAGACAGCCCCUGGUGGAGAAACAGGGGAACUACACCACCAAGUGGCCCUCUGUUUCUGAACCCCCCAAGGAGCUGACCCCCAUCCUCUGUUUACAGGGACAGAACAGCCCAGGACCAAAGACAGCACAUCGUUAUCCAGAUAGUAGGAGAGGUGGUGCUGAUCAACUCCUUAGAUCUCAAACUUCUGCCAACAAGACCCAUCACACCUCUGCUCUGCCCAGGCUUCAACAACCCACUCCUUUACAUCGCACUGGAUUAAAGCGCCCAAGGACUGAAUCCAAAAUGAUAUCUCCUGCUAGUCCUCUGCCAGACGUCACAGUUAACCCAAGUGUAAGUCCAGUAAAGAAACUAGCACUGCUCAGUAGUGAUCCCCCAAAUCCCGUCCUCCUCCCACUGCCAGUUAGCCAAACAUCAUCACCAUCUACCGAAGACUCCUCAUCAGAGUCCAAAGAGGAGCUCAACAGAGACUCCAACCUCAACAGCACCAGACACUUUCAAGAAACCCAAAAUGAAUCCUCAGGCAUGUCUCUUCAACCACAGCCAUCCUCAGUAGGGCGAAAGCCCGAGGUGUUGUCAGUAAACCAGGACAGCACCACCCCGUUUCAGGAAGUUAAAAUCAGGUUUACAAAGACAGCUUCAGGAUCUUCAACACUGUGCCCAACCGCAACACGAACCCAACCUUCUUCAGAGGGCCAGGUUCUCCAGCCUCAAAACUGCAAUCCCACCCUGAUGAAAGAAACCAAGCCAGAAACAAAGAUUCCUCUGUCACCAAGUCAUGUUAUUGCUCCCAUACCAACAAAGGAGACACUACCAGAGGUUCCCACGAGUAAAUCCCAACCUGAGGAACCACUGCCCACUAUUCAGUUUGGCUGCAGAGUGCAGAGUGCUACAGCUGACUCAGUAAUUGAAGCGCCUGAUCUGACCAGCCUGCUGGAACAAUUUGAGGAAACACAAGCUAAAGAGCAGAGAGUGGACCCCCCUGUGGAACCACUUAAACCUUUAAGCACUUCAGACUCACCCGGGACUCCAAAAACCCUCAGGAAUAUACCGCAUCUUCAAAUGUCAGAGGGUGUGGACAUUCCAGAGCCCCUUGGCACUGAAAUCAUCCUCACCACUCACCAAGAUCUUCCAGCAAGACGCAAAAAUACCACAUCCAAGGCCAUUCAGAUAAUCGACCCCCGUCCUCUACCGCCCAAGAAGACCCACAGUAACUGCUCAGAGUUCCCUCCUGCUCACAUUUCGCUUCACAUGUAUUCAUCUAUAUUAUCCGAUCACGAUUACUGCGGACCUGUAGACCGUUUACUUACAAGUGCUACUCAACGCAGCAGACCCUCUAAAGUCAAGGAUGUUUGUAAAACCACAGAUGAAUUUCAGGUAACUGCCCAUGACUCAAAUGCUGUCAUUGAAUGCAAACAACAGACCUCCAUCGGUGAAGGUAACACCACCAUCAGGGCUGUUAAUAAGUCUGCGACGCAGCAUGUCUCUGAGGAGCCCAAGACCAGAUCAGAGACAAACCAGUCCACAAACAAAGUUUUGGCGGUCUCAGACAGCGCUACCACAGAACAAGACUGUGGUCGUGCAGCUGAAGAUAAGCCUGCCCCGUGCACCAUCCCUACACCUCCACCCAGCCCUCCUGCCAGAGGGAGGGACAAAAGGAGGUAUCAGAGAAGAUCUCCUCGCUCCGACUCCAGCUCUAGCUCUUGUUCCUCGUCGACGUCGUCCUCCUCCUCCUCCAGCUCUGUAUCUCGUUCUCCAAAAAGACAAAAGCGCCGUCACAAGCGUUCAGAGAGCAGUUCAUGUUCGUCGUCCCCUUCCCGCUCUCCACCCUGCCGCUACAGGUGGUCCUACUCUAGAUCAGGAUUCAGCAGGUCAAGAUCCAGAUCUUGGUCCCAGUCUAGGUCCCCAUCCAGAUCCCGAUCACCAUCCCCACGGAUUUGCCGUAGGCAGUGGAGAGAUGUUUACAGGAGCAGAGAUUCCAGGAAGCUCAGGAGAGAGCAUGAGAUCCGGAUUCAGAAACUCAAAGCCAUAGAUGAGCGCAGGGUGGUGUACGUUGGUCGCAUCUGCAGGUCCAUGACACACGACGAACUCAGGGAACGCUUCUCUCAAUUUGGAGAUGUCGAAUGUGUGUCACUUCACUUCAGAGAAAGAGGUGACCACUACGGCUUUGUCACAUUCUACAACAUGGACGAUGCUUUUGCAGCCAUCGAUAACGGCGGCAAACUACGGAGGCCUGACGAGCUGCCGUUUGACCUCUGCUUUGGUGGAAGAAGACAGUUCUGUAAUUCAGACUACGCUGACCUAGAUGCAAACCGAGAUGCAGAACCGUCUCCUGCCAAGAACAGGUUUGAGGACCUCGAUUUUGAUCAGCUGCUGAAACAAGCCCAGAAAGGAUUAAAGAGGUAGCGGAGCUGUGUGGGAGGACAAGAACACAGAGCUGGAUGUGGCAGAGAUGAAAAGAACCUCAGAGCCUUACGCUCGCACUUAUGUAGCAAUCUUUUAUAUGUCAGUAAUUUCUGCAUGUUUUGACUCUUAAUUUGCAUGCAGUUUGAUGUGUACAGUUAAUAUGUAAGAAUAUGUAGCACUGUUCAUUGAUAACAUUAUUAGUGGAACCCACUAAAGAUUUUUGUUGCAUUCCAUAACACUGAUAAUGUUUUAUAUAUUUGUAUAUAUAAAAAAUAAAGGCUGUUUAUUGUG